CAACAAUAAUAGAAGCGCUACAAAAACCAAAGUUUGAAUCCAUGACAACGCCAUGAAUAGUUUUAUCAAUAACCCGCUCCGAACCCGACGACAGUUUGGUCAACCAAUGUUCCCGCUCUAAGUGCACACGAGUCGAGACACCGAAUAUUGCUGCCGAAGCCGAAACUAACCCCCCGGAACGGGAAUCGUUCCCAAAUUGGUCCCAGCGAUCGGGAUAUUUAUUCAUGUGAUUUAUCAAUUUAUAUUUCUACUCUACCGGCGCUACUCAGUUGUGUGGUGCGACGCAUCCUGGAACGGUUUGGCAUUUGCCAGCUGAAUAUUGUCCAAUUAAGUGUGGCCCCAGUUUCGCUCGUAGGAUGUUUGUCAUUUUUUUCUGUUAUUCGCGCGAUUUUUGUUUUCUGCUUGCAGAUACCAGGGAGUGAACCGUUGUCGUGUUGAAAGCACGAAAGUAAAAUAUCGGAUAGGAAAAAAACGCCGGUCAGCCAAAGCAAUAAAACAGAUUAUAGGCGAGCAUCAGCACGCAGUUAAAACAUUAAAAUGGGUCCAAAGAAAGCCAAAGCCGUCAUUGAUGGCGUGGACACGUCCAGCAUGUCCCGCGAGCAGCUAGAGCAGUUCGCCCUCCGACUGCGCAACGAGAUGGAACGGGAAAGGGAGGAACGAAAUUUCUUUCAGCUCGAGCGGGAUAAGCUGCGCACCUUCUGGGAGAUCACCCGUAAGCAGCUGGAGGAAGCGAAGGCCGUCAUCCGCAGCAAGGAGCGUGACGUCGAGGUGGCCCAGGAGCUGGCCGACCAGGACACGAAGAAUGUCAUGCAGGAGAUGAAACACCAGCAGUACGAACACCAGUCGCACAUCGGUGAGCUCAAGGCGGAAAUGAUGACCCAACUGAAGAUGGCUCAGGAGGAUCACGCUCUGCAGGAGCGAGAGUUGUUGAACGAUAAGCGUGAUCUAAGACGGCUGCUGCGGGAGAUGGAGGAGAAUUCCGAGCUGGAAGUGCAGCAGCUCAAAUUGAAGCACAGUGAGCUGCUGAGCCAAGAGCGCGCCAAUUUCAAAGAGGAAGUUGAAGCGAUGACGAGACUGUUCGAGCAGAAACUUCAAUGCUACAAAGAAGAAGCUGAAGUUCGUCAUGAGAUGGAGUUGUCAGAGGUAGAGGAGCGGAAGAACGCACAGAUCGCGGAAUUGAUCAAGACAAACGAAAAUUCGUACAAGGAAAUGAAGGGUUACUAUAAUGACAUCACUUUGAACAAUUUGGCCUUGAUUAACAGUAUGAAGACCCAAAUGGAAGAACUGAGAAUUCAAUCCGACAAGGAUGUUAAGAAUCACUCAGAAAUAAUAGCUGAAAAUCGACGACUUGUCGAACCAUUGAAGCAGGCUCAGACCGAACUGAUUGAGUUACGUAAGAAGUUACAGUACUACGAUCGGGAUAAGGCGACGUUGAACCGAGUGAAAACUCGUCUCAGUUCUACCCAAAAGCAGCUUAGCAGUUUGAAGCUCGAAUCGGAUGUUCUCCAGAUGCGUUGUGAGAAGCUGGUAGAGGAGCGUGACCAGCUAAAAAAUAUGUUUGAGAAAUCGAUUCUGGAAUUGCAACAAAAAUCAGGCCUAAAGAAUUCACUGCUUGAGCGCAAACUGGAGUACAUCGAGAAACAGACCGAACAGCGGGAGGCGAUUCUAGGGGAGGUUCUUUCGCUCGCCGGAAUCGAACCGCAAUCGUUGAGCAUUCGUAUCGAGAAGCUGCUGGUUCAGAAGAACGACAAAAUACAGGACUUGCGCUACGAGCUGGCCCGUGUCAGCAAAAUGUAUGACGACCUGUUGUCGAUCAUGGAAGCGAAAUUAGCGAAAUUGGGAAUUACUCUGAAGGAUCUUGAAUUGAGCAGUUUGCGUUUGGAAAAAUAGCACUUUAAUUUCGUAUGACAUGGAGUGAUUUAUAAAUUAUAAGUGAUAUAAAUUUGGUUUGAACAGCGAGAGAAAUGCAUAACAACAUAAUAUGCAUAAUAUGCGUAUGCGAUGAUUUUACAUUAAUUUUCAUUAAAUCGCUUGGUAAAUAAUUAUGACAACCUGAAGAAAAAAACAUUGUAAAUUUGUUUAACAUUGUUCGGGUGCACAAAUGUUUUAUAUUGAUGAAAAUUAUACAAGGUAAUCAUUGGUUUUUUUAAGAAGCCUAACGUUGUGAAGACAUUUAAAAAUAUGUGAAGACAUUUACAGCCUUUUCAAAAUUG
Toxorhynchites rutilus septentrionalis is the source of this 2213-nucleotide messenger RNA. It is a transcript of the gene Gas8, whose product is annotated as dynein regulatory complex subunit 4. Gene Ontology annotation, biological process: cell motility. Gene Ontology annotation, molecular function: small GTPase binding; microtubule binding. Gene Ontology annotation, cellular component: Golgi apparatus; microtubule; motile cilium. Lineage: Eukaryota; Metazoa; Arthropoda; Insecta; Diptera; Culicidae. The record is from RefSeq and is a predicted model, not a curated record. The transcript has 5 exons. The coding region runs from base 538 to 1890 and encodes 450 amino acids.